UAGCCGUUCACCAUCUGGCAACACCGAUUCAUGGGACGCAUUGCGUCCGACGCAACAAUUCCGAACUUCGUCCGAUUGUUUUUCCGCAAAGAUAAGGAAUAUGCCGUAGGCGAGGCCCAGUCGGGAUCAUCAGCAGCAACAGCGAGAUGGCUUACAUCAAUGUCGCCGAGUGGACGCCCGACCAGGUCACCGACUGGAUCAGAGGUCUGGAUGAGUCCAUGAAGGGAUACUUGUAUGAGUUCUCCAGGCAGGAGAUCGGCGGUCGGGCUUUGCUCAAUAUACGUCCAUAUGAGCUUGAGAAUCUGGGCAUGCUGCGCAUCGGCCAUCAGGAGAUCUUGCUGGAGGCUGUGGAGAACCUGAGGAACUUACAUUAUCACUUGAAAAACGACAAUCUGCAGUUCAUGGCCCUACAUGUGGCCACGGCCGCGAGGAAUCUGCAUCGCGAGCUGGCCAAAAAUCAUGCCGAGAGCACCAAGAUCGAUACGCGGAUACUGCACGAUAUCACCCGGACAAUCGCCACUCUGAAACCAUUGGUGGGCAGCCUGGAGAGAACACCGUUCCGCCGGCAGGAGAUGUACCGCGAGUACUGCGGCAAUGUGCUAAAGAGCGGCCUCGAGUUGGCCACAAUUGCUCACCGGGAUCGCUUCUCGCUGCAGCCGGUGCCAGCGAUUCGACAGUCAGCGGAGAGGUUGGAAAACCUGGCCAACUUCGUCAUCCAGGACAUAUCCGAUCCAAUGGUGCUGCAGCCUGCAUCCCUCGACGUUGUGGACCUGAAAAGACGCGAGUCCGAGCUGGGCUUCAACAUUGAGUCCAGCUACAAUGGCAUCCACCGUGUCACAGACAUCAAGUACAACUCGCCGGCCCACAACUGCGGAAAGAUAGAGGAUGGGGACGAGAUUGUGCAGAUCAACUACCAGACCGUCGUGGGCUGGCAGCAUCGCACGGUGCUGGAGCAUCUGAGGGAGGCGCUGCCCGACCAGGUGCGGCUCACGGUGAAGAAGCGGCCGAAGCACACCAAGAUGUUCGGCCAGAUCUACAUGCAGCCUUACCGGUUGCCCAGCAAGAAGCGCAACUUGGCCGGACGCUGGGCGCAGAUGCCGAGUCCAACGCCAAGGGCUGCCUUUUUGACCCUGGACCCGGAGCCAAAGGCCGCGGGAGGAAUCGGAGGUACAGUGCCUGAUCCCAGCAAAACCCUAGGCAUCGAGCCGAGAGAGGUGCUAGCCAAGGUCAAUCCAGUGUCCUCCGCCUCCGACUCCGACUCGAGCUGCAGUGAUAUACCCACGCCCACGGAUCCCAAGUCGGCAGCCCGCGAGAUCCGUUUGUAUUACCCCAAGCCCAGGGCACUGCUCCAGCGCAGGAACACCAUAUGCGGCGACGAGUUCCUGAGCCUCAAGCACUCAGAUCUGGUGGUGCCGUCGUGGCACGAGAGAAAGCCGGGAGUUGGUUCCUCCGCCGUCUGUGAUCCCGGUUCGCCCAGCAUCCGCGACAAGUCGAUAUCCUUCGGUUACGGCCUGGAGAUUGCACCCAGGCCCACGACCUGCAUCGGAAUCGCGGGCGACAGCUCCACGGACAAGGCCAAGCGGAUGUUCCACGAGGUGCGCAAGCUGAAGCAGCUGACGGAGGACUCGCAGCGCGAAUUCCUCGGGGAUCGCUACAAGCCGGGAGUAAGCAAGGUGGUCCGAUUCAACGCCAAGGAGGACUACGUAGUGAAGGACGAAAUGUUCACCUGCAAUGUGGAGAACACAAUACUGGAGACCUUCGAGCCGAUUCCGUUUGCGGACGAGGGCGACGAGGAUGCCCUGGAAACGCUGCGCAACUGCAAGACGGAGAACGCCGAGGACUUGCUGGAGGCGAUAAACCAGGCCACAAGGGGUCAGGAUCUGCCCCUCGCCGAGGCCGUCAAUCUGCCGCUGGUGCAACAGGGACGUCGCGGUCGGCUGGACAAGAGUCACAGUACGCCGGCAUACGACAAUUCGGGCGAGGAAUCGGACACGCCGCCGGCGAUCGAGCCGCGGAAGGAGUUCCUGCUGGUCACACCGCCGGCUCCUCCGCCGCGUCCCCUCAAGAACAGGGACAUGACACCGUCGGCGGUGCCGCCACCUCCGCCAAAACCCGCCAGCAUGCAGCCAGCCAGCAGUGUUACCUGCAUUUCGAUUCCUGUGCCAGUGCCUCAGCCCGCAGCGGUGGAUCCAUCGGAGAUCAGCGAGCUGCACACGCCGAGCAAGUCGCGCACGCUGACCCUGAAAAAGAAGCACAGCCUGAUGGCCAAGCGGCGGAACACGAACCUCAAGCUACUGGGCACCGGCGACAUCCAGGGCCACCUGUACAGGCGCAAGAAGAACCAUCGCGGCGUGACCUACUGGGCCAGGAUCUACUUCGUGAUGCUGGACACGAUUCUGUACGGGUUUCGCAGCAAGCAGAGCACCAGCGCCAGCUUGGUGAUCUUCCUGCCCGGCUUCACGGUCUCGCUGGCCAAGGAGGUGCACUCGAAGCCGCACGCCUUCAAGGUCUACCACACGGCCAAGAGCUUCUACUUUGCGGCCGAGUCGCUGGACGCACUCAACCAGUGGGUGGACUUCCUGCGCCAGGCCUCGCUCAAGGUGCCGCCCAGCCUGGGAUCGGGCGGCGGUGUCAGUGCCAAGGAUCUGUACUCGGAGAACGACAGCUCGGGCGAGGAGUGCGAAGCCCUGGUGGCCAAGAACCUGAGCACACCAUCGCCGCAGGGCAACAAGGAGCAAAUGUCCAUGUCGAUGGCGCUGCCCGGUGGAACACCGCCCUCGUCUGGACCCGCCAAGCAGCCGGCAUCUGGCUACUUGGUCUCGAUUCGCAAGUUCACGAUGUUCAAGAACAGUGCGGCGAAGCCAUCGAGCGACAUCCCCGUGCCCACGGAGCAGUACCGCAGCUACCGGAAGGUGCCCGGCGGCAGCUUUGGCAUCCAGAUCGGGGCCAACACACCGGGCUACCACGAUCCGGCCAUGCCGCCCACCCAGAUUCCGCCCUUGGUGGCGCCCAAGCUUUCGCGCAGCUCCAGCAGAAGUUCGGUGGUCAGUGUGGUGAGUGGAACCGAGUCGGCGGUAUCCUUUUCAGCCUCGAUUCUCGGGCCACCCGCAUCGCCGGCGCCCACGCCCACGGCCACGCCCACAUCGCUACAGCACCAGAGCUCCGAGGAGAGUCCGAGCCAAAGCCAGAGCCAGAGUCCCAGCAGCAAGUCGAGUUUGAAGAAGGUGCCAUUCAACUACCUGCACGCCUCCAAUCCGAAUUUGGUGGAAUUUGAUUUCCACACCUCGAAAACGCUGCUGCCCAAGAUGAGUGUGGGCCACACCCUGGACCACGGGCACAAUAUCCAAGGCUUCGUGACGCUCAAGGACCUGAUGCUGCUCAAGCAGGAGGAGGAGGCCCAGGAGAUGUACAACAACCGGGUGCACUUGGGCGUGGAGAAGCACAAGCAUGCGCGCACCGAAUCGACGGCCAGCCAGCAGAGCGCCACGAGCAGCAGCGUGACCAAGCCGCUGGAGAAGCUGCCCAAGAUCCAGAGCGUGAGUCUGCCCAAGACGCCCGACUACGAGAUCAGCUUCAAGCCGGACGACGAGAGCAUCAAGCGGGCCCGCACCAAGGAGGGUCAGAAGCUGCGCGACUUUGGCUACGAACUGAUUUGUGGGGAUGAGCCGAGCACCAGUUCCAGCAGCCGGCAUGAGCACCACCAUGCCCACCACCAGCAGCAGGUGCAGCAGCAGCAGCACCAACAGCAGACGCAGCCGCAGCACAGCAGCAAGACGAAGCACUUCCUGCGCUCCCAGCAGCUGCAACUCUCCAGCUUCCUGCACAAGACCAGCAGCGUCAACAGUGGCAAGAGCUCCGGAUCCGGGGCGGAGCAGAAGAAAUCCAAGGGCAAGUCGAGCAGCGACCGACGGUUCCCCUUCUCGAAGCACUCCGCCGGAUCCUCGGGCAGUGGCCCGGGUCAUGCGAUGACCAUGACGCUGCCGCUGAACAAGAAGUCCAAAUCGAACCACGCCUUGGAUGGCGCCGGCGGCAAUGGACUGGCCAUCGUAGGCGGAGGCAGCAGCAUCAAGAAGAGCCAGACGUACAAUCAGGACUUGCGCGACAAGAUCGUGGGCACCAAGUACGACGCGCAUCGCAAGAACUCGGCGCCGAUCUUCUCGAAGCUCUCCAUUUCGGGUGGCACGCCGGCGAAACACUCCAAGGAGAACCACUUCCUGGGCUCGCCGCUGCUGCAUCGGGCGCUCUUCGGCCACCACAGUCACCAUCAGCAGCUGCAGCAGCAGCAGGCAAUUACGCCGCCGAGCAGUGCGGACCCGGACUGCGACCAGGAGAUCUUCAGCCAGAUCACCCUGCCGACGCACAAUCAGGCGGGCUACCGGAGCUACAGGGGCCCCGGGAUCAUGACCACCUCCACCACGAACCUGUGCUCAUCGGAGGGUCUGCAGCCGCCGCUGCCACCGGCCCCUCCGCCACCGAUCAUGGCCAGCAGGCAGCGGGAGGAGGAGCCGGCGGAGGCGACGAUAUCGGAGAGUGCAGCUACCCCAAAGGUUUCCAGCUCGGGAUCCGUGGACUCGAAAGCUGCCACGCCGGAUUACCCGAACAUGGAGUGUCCUCCGGUCUUCGAACCGGAGAUCUAUUCGCUCAGCGACACCAGCUUGUCCCGCCUAAUGAUGCGGACACCCAGCAGCAGUGGCGGCACCGCCACCACCGGCGGCAGCAGCAACCACAACAAUAACAGCAGCAACACCAACAACACCAAUACCAACACAAACACCAACAGCAGUCCCAGUGGCGGCGAACACCAUCAGACGUAGGAUGUGUGAUGAAAACUAUUGUGAAUGCUCGCGGGGAUUAGCCCCGAUUACUUAUGUAUUUAUACACACACAUGUAGAGAUAUAUAUAUUAGUAUAUAUAGCGAUAUUCUCGUACGAUAUAGGUAUACAACUUGUUCAUUUUGAUUGUCUUCCCUGUCUGUCCACAAGCAACAAAAACCCACACGCAUACCUGCAAUUCCUUCGAUUCGAAAAGCCCUAAUUAGAUGUAAAUGUUUAAUGAUCUGCCUUAUUUGUUUGUAUUUCGGUUCUAGGCAAAAUGUUUUACACAUGCACUCACGCAAACGACACAAUGAAUUAUAGCGAAAAUCAGGAAAACUUUAGGAGUUCGUUCAUCGAACAAAGUGAGUUCUUUAUGAUUUGCCUUUGUACGCGAUUAACCAAGUUAAUCCGAGCUGUUUGAAUUGCUCAACAGUUUGUGUCUAGAUUGCAUGUAUUAUAAAUUAUUAUGCGAAACGAGAUAUUAUUGUAGCGGUUUCCAGCGACGCCAAUGGAGCCACAAAUGUUGUAGCGAAUAAAAAUUAUAUAUAUACACUUACACGAAUUAUACAUGCAUACCAAUAAAGUCAACUGUAUAUAAAGAAA
This is a messenger RNA of Drosophila ficusphila, 5417 nucleotides long. RefSeq lists its product as uncharacterized. The record is from RefSeq and is a predicted model, not a curated record. NCBI's taxonomy places the organism in Eukaryota, Metazoa, Arthropoda, Insecta, Diptera, Drosophilidae. Bases 147 to 4814 code for a protein of 1555 amino acids. The transcript has 3 exons. Gene Ontology annotation, molecular function: protein binding.